AUGUCUCUCCUCGAUGAACCAGUGCCGGAAGAUGAGUACAGCUAUGGCGAAAACAUCGGCCAGAUGCUCCGCAACGACGAACACCGGUUGAUCGUCAACCAGCCCGUGGAGUACCUCCCCGCGCUGGAGACCGCGCUCGUCGAAGUCGUCAACCGCGUCCACGACAAGGACAAGCACGAGAUCGAGGGCAAAACCUACCGCGUCGGCCUCAGCGGCUCCUUCGGCGACCACCACGUUAGCCCGCGCAACCUCCGCGCCGCACAGCUCGGCCGGAUGAUCUCGCUCGAAGGUAUCAUCACCCGGUGCUCGCUCGUCCGGCCGAAGAUGGUGCGGUCCAUCCACUUCUGCGCCGAGACCGGCCUGCACCACUCGCGCGAGUACCGCGACGCGGCGACGUCGACCUCAAACCUGCCGCCCACGUCGUCCAUCACGCCGCAGAAGGACGACGAGGGCCACCUGCUCGAGAUGGAGUACGGCUUCUGCGAGUUCCGCGACCAGCAGAGGAUCAGCAUCCAGGAGAUGCCGGAGCGCUCGCCCGCGGGGCAGCUCCCCCGGAGCACGGACGUCAUCCUCGACGGCGACCUGGUGGACAAGUGCAAGCCUGGGGACCGGAUACAGCUCGUCGGCGUGUACCGCAGCGUCGGUGGCGGCGCGAGCGGCUCUUUCAAAUCCCUAAUCCUGGCCAACAACAUCAACCUGCUGUCGUCCAAAGUUGGCGGCGGCAUUGCACAGACGCCUAUCACCGACUGGGACAUCCGGCAGAUCAACCAGCUCGCGAAACGCUCCGGGAUCUUCAACCUGCUUUCGCAGUCCCUCGCGCCAUCCAUCUACGGCCACGACAAGAUCAAGGAAGCAAUUCUGCUCCUGCUCCUUGGCGGCGCGGAGAAGAACCUCCCGAACGGCACGCACAUCCGCGGGGACAUCAACAUCCUCAUGGUCGGCGACCCGUCGACGGCCAAGUCGCAGAUGCUCCGCUUCGUGCUCGGCACCGCGCCCCUCGCGAUCGCGACCACGGGGCGCGGCUCGUCGGGCGUCGGUCUCACCGCGGCGGUGACCACGGACAAGGACACGGGCGAGCGGCGGCUCGAGGCGGGCGCGAUGGUCCUCGCGGACCGCGGCGUGGUGUGCAUCGACGAGUUCGACAAGAUGUCGGACAUCGACCGGGUCGCGAUCCACGAGGUCAUGGAGCAGCAAACGGUCACGAUCGCCAAGGCCGGCAUCCACACCACGCUCAAUGCCCGCUGCAGCGUCGUCGCCGCCGCGAACCCGAUCUACGGCCAGUACGACGUGCACAAGGACCCGCACAAGAACAUCGCGCUCCCGGACUCGCUCCUCUCGCGUUUCGACCUGCUCUUCGUCGUCACCGACGACGUCGACGAGACGCGCGACCGGAUGAUCGCGGACCACGAGGGCACGCCCGUCGCGGACUCGCUCGCGCAGCCGCUCGCGGUCGACGGCCCGCGCGGCGCCGCGGGGGACGAGGACGAGCGGGAGCCGUCCCCGUUCGAGAAGUUCGACCCGCUGCUGCACGUCGGCGUCGGCGCGGCGCACCGCGGCGCGCGGCGGAGCGGGCGCGCGAAGAAGCCGGAGAUCCUGAGCAUCGCGUUCGUGAAGAAGUACGUGCAGUACGCGAAGAGCAAGCCCGCGCCGAAGCUCACCCAGGGCGCGGCGAACCACAUCGUGAACGUGUACGCGACGCUCAGGAACGAGGACCUCGACGGGACGCGCAAGAAGCGGACUUCGCCGCUGACAGCGCGUACUCUCGAGACGCUCAUUCGGCUGGCGACGGCGCACGCGAAGGCGAGGCUGUCGACGGAGGUGAAGGCGACGGACGCGAAGGUCGCGGAGGAGAUCCUGCGCUUCGCGCUCUUCAAAGAGGUCCUCCGCCGGCAGCGCCGGAAGAAGCGCAAACUGAACAGCGGCGGGGUCGACGCGGUCGGCGACGAGGACGACGAAGACGGCGAGGAGGGCAGCGACAGCGACGAGGAGGAAGAGGAGGUCGAGGCCGCCGCGACCAAGCGCAUGGACAUGCCGAAGGGCAAGGGCGUGUCGCCGGCUCCGGCGCCGAUCGCAGACGCGGACGCGGGCAUGGACUUCGACGGGACGCUCCGUCCGGAACGGCUUGCGCUCUGGCGGCGGCGCGUGGCGGAGAUCUGGCGCGACGCGCUGCGGGACGAAGACUCGGUAUACCUCUCCACGCUCCUGCCGAUGGUGAACGAGGGCUUGGCGGACGCCGCGCUGUUUGGGACCGCGGAGGCCACCAAGGCGUGCGACGUUAUGACGGCGGACAGCGAGCUCAUGCUCAGCGAUGGUGUCGUGUACAGGAUCUGA
Molecule: messenger RNA, 2331 nt
Organism: Epithele typhae
Lineage: Eukaryota; Fungi; Basidiomycota; Agaricomycetes; Polyporales; Epitheliaceae
Product: ATP dependent DNA helicase
Exons: 9
Coding region: 1-2331 (776 amino acids)
Biological process (GO): mitotic DNA replication initiation; DNA replication; DNA strand elongation involved in DNA replication
Cellular component (GO): nucleus; MCM complex
Molecular function (GO): ATP hydrolysis activity; single-stranded DNA helicase activity; ATP binding
Source: RefSeq, a predicted model, not a curated record